AUGGCAUCUAGAGACGUCCAGGAGAAGCAGCACGCGCGCACCGUAUCCGGCUCCGACACUCUCGACCUACUCAGCCUACUCGCCAACACCCUCGUCCUUCACCAGACCAUCCCCUACCUACCCAUCUCGAGCCUCCUCAACCUCGCCGCCACCUCGCCGUCCUUCCGCGACCUCCUGCUACGGCGCACCCCCGGCGUCUUCCGACAUCUCGAUUUGACCCGCCUCCGAACCGCCCAGUUUGACACCCACAACAUCGACCGCGGCGGCGAGGUAUGGCGUAAUGUCCAAGUUGACGAGAACCUGACCGAGGACGACUUCUACUCGGGACCGCUGCGCGGCAUCUUCCAGAGCAUCCGUAAGCGUGACAUCCUCCAGCAUGUGCAGACCCUCGUGCUCGACGGCCUCUCCGUCACGGCCGAGUUCUGCAACGACAUCCUCGUCGACCCCGCCAUGCGCGUGCGCAUCCUGUCCAUCCGCGACGCCAAAAAUCUCAACGAACGCAAGCUCAUGCAGUCUCUGCGCUACGUGUGCCGAUCGACCCGCCCGGACGACACCCCGCGGCUGAAGGGGCUGUACGUUUUCGGCACCAGGGACGCGCCGGCGCUCCCCCCCUCGUCGACGGCGAAGCCGCCGCCGCCGGAACCCGCCCGCCGGGGUGCCAACAUCAGCGCCGGCUGGAACCUCAAGUCCCAGCACGCACUCGAGGAGUCCAUCCGGAGUGAGGGCGACGAUUGGUACCACAAGAAGGGCCGCAUUCUCGGGAGACACAUCUCCGACGGGUGGGCCGAGACGCUCCUCGACUGCCGCGAGGUAAUCCGGUUCGACGCGGUGCUCUGCACCGGCCCCCGUCACCAGAAUUCUCCCGCAUUCGGCACACUUCCGUCGCCCGGGUUGUCCGGUACGGCGGCGCCCGGUGUCGAGAGUCCGUGGAGCGUUGCCACCUUCGCCCUGGGCGGGUGCGCGUCCUGCGGGUCGGCUCCCGAGGGCUUUACCGUGUACGGAGAGUCGCCCGGAGAGCAACUGCCGCUGCUGGCCCCUGUUCCUCUCCACUCUUCCACCGUCAAGGCGGCCACUUGCCCGAAGUCCGGCGUCGGGCCCGAGACGGGCGGAUCGGACCCAAAGUUCAUCCCGAGGUGCCUCGAGUGCAUCCGCGAGCGGUACUGUUUCAGUUGCGACCAGUGGUGGUGCGAGGCGUGCUAUCAGGUACCCAGCCUACAGGAAUUAACCGCGCAGCAUAUCCACAUCCCCGACCAGACAUACGAUGAUCUUCCGGAAGGUCUCAAGCCGUCUACUGUCAAGAAACCCCGCGUCAGUCGGAGCUGCUGGGAAUGUGAACAUAACUGCCUCGAUUGUAUCGCCAGCACCCAGAAGCUCUGCAGAGCCUGCGGCGGCGGUUACUGCAUCAUUCAUUACGAAGGCUCCACGCUCACAUUAUGCGACUGGUGCUCGAUGCGCCGCGGCCGCCUGUUUCGAAGGGUACAUCAGAAGUAA
Molecule: messenger RNA, 1491 nt
Organism: Durotheca rogersii
Lineage: Eukaryota; Fungi; Ascomycota; Sordariomycetes; Xylariales; Xylariaceae
Exons: 4
Coding region: 1-1491 (496 amino acids)
Source: RefSeq, a predicted model, not a curated record